AUGGAUGAAGGAAUCUACAUAAAAUAAGUGAUUGUAAAUGAUAUGGUUGAAAUAUCUGAUUAGUAAUGAAAUAACUAUCAUAAUUAGGAUAUUAUCAUAGAAUGCAAAAGAUGAAUCUUUAGAACACUUGUAUAAUUCAAUUAUUUAGCAUUAAUCAAAAAAUGGAUAAAGUGAAUAUAAUGAAAAAGAGUCUUCAAAGAAGAAACUCAAUGAUCUUAAGUAGUAUUAUUAAUGUUUUUAGAUUUUCCUUUUCUGAAGACAAAAGAAUCUUAGAAUUAGUUUAAUAAGUUGGUCCAAAUUUUAAUAGCAUUGUUAAAUAUUUUCCAGGGAAAACAAUGAAUAUGAUAAAAAAUAGAUAUUACAAAAAGUUAAGAUACAUAAAGGAUGAUUAUUUGAAUGAGAAAGAGAAGGGUAGAGGUAUACGGAAAUAAAGAAAGACUAAUUGA
Messenger RNA from Paramecium pentaurelia, 446 nucleotides. NCBI's taxonomy places the organism in Eukaryota, Ciliophora, Oligohymenophorea, Peniculida, Parameciidae. The record is from the annotation of a GenBank genome assembly.